ACUUUAGGUGUCCUUAUAGUCUAAAAAUUAAACUUCUUAUCUUUGACUUUACUGAAAUCUUUUUGUUACUAUAAUAUAAGCCAGAGAUUUUAGACACAAAUCUUAUUGCUUUUUAUUAUAUUAUCCUUAACUCUAUUUUUGACCGACUACCCAAAAGAAGGAGGUACUAUUCGUCUGUAUGUUUUUUUUUAAUUACUCAUUUCGUAAUGUCCGAUUAACUCGUUUGUUUUAGUUUAACCUCGGUUGUCAGAAUUGGAAGAGAACAUUGAUAGGUACGAUUCAUAAUUCCGGUCUUUUCCUAUCACUGCCGUUGACUGGGAUUAUAUCUGAUAGAUAUGGAAGAAAGAUCGCUCUAUCGAUAGCUUGCUUGAUGAACGGCAUAUUCGGUUUCAUCAGAUCUUUCUCAACCAGUUACAUAAUGAUGUUAAUCUUGGAAUUUCUCGAAGCUGGUUUAGGAGCAGGCGCUUAUAGCACUGCGUUUGUAUUAGCCAUGGAACUUGUUGGACCAAAAGGAAGGGUAUUUGGUAAUACUCUUAUAAACGCAGUCUACGUUCUUGGUCUUAUGACGUUAUCUGGUCUGUCCUGGUGGCUGCAAGACUGGAGGAUGCUAAUCCGAAUCAUAUACGCUCCAGCAUUUCUCGGAUUCACGUAUCUAUGGAUUUUAAACGAAAGUGUAAGAUGGUUACUAAGUAAAGGUCGAACCAACGAAGCUGUAGAUAUACUAAAGAAAGCAAUGAAAAUGAAUAAAAUCGAUAUAACUGAUGAUGUUUUAUCACCACUGUCAGAGUUAGAAGAUAAUAAGAGUAAAGAAGUGCCUAAAGAGGUAGAAAAUAAAUCCUCAUUCGUCCAAGCUUUGAAAUCUAGUGUUAUUAGGAAACGAGUGUUUGUGUGUUCGUUCUUAUGGAUUACUUGUACAUUUGUGUAUUACGGGUUGUCAAUAAAUUCAGUGUCGUUAGCCGGUAAUAAGUAUUUGAACUUUAUGCUGGUCGCGUUCGUUGAGAUUCCAGCGAACUUUGUGUGUUUGCUUGUGUUGGACAGAUUUGGUAGGAAGCGGACUUUGAUUACCACUUAUGUGUUGAGUGCGUGUCUCUGCAUCAGUCUGUCUUUAAUUCCUAAAGAUCAGAAAUGGUUGCCACUCGUGAUCUACCUGUCCGGUAAGUUCUCGAUCACGGUGGCGUACAGCUCAGUGUAUAUCUACGUGUCGGAGGUGUUCCCCACCAGCGCGUUAUACUACGACAACCUGCCAGCGAUAUUCUUCGGCAGUAUGACUUUAGUCGCCAGCGCGCUUGUGUUCACUCUGCCAGAGACAAUCAACGUGCCUUUGCCCAACACCGUGGAAGAGGCGGAGAAGUUGUCAAAGAACUCGCCUAAAUAG
Messenger RNA from Papilio polytes (common Mormon), 1375 nucleotides. Its product is annotated as organic cation transporter protein-like. Lineage: Eukaryota; Metazoa; Arthropoda; Insecta; Lepidoptera; Papilionidae. Gene Ontology annotation, cellular component: membrane. The record is from RefSeq and is a predicted model, not a curated record. The coding region runs from base 371 to 1375 and encodes 334 amino acids. Gene Ontology annotation, biological process: transmembrane transport. Gene Ontology annotation, molecular function: transmembrane transporter activity. The transcript is spliced from 5 exons.